CUAAAUUAGAUUUAAAUCGAGUCGAUAACAAGUGCGAGCCAAGUCGCGUUCUACGCUGAAGAAACCCUUGUUUUCACUUGGCUUAAAUCGGAUUUUUCGCCCGCAACCGUCUCGAAGGGCUAGACGCAGCGACUCGAUUUAAAUCGACUUAAAUCAUUGGGCAUAAGCUGAAGGUCUUACGGGAUUUGCUCAAAUGCUGGAUGGGGUACAUUAUGAUUGAUCUUCUCGGGAAGAACCCAGCCGAUAGCGUCAAACAAAUGGCCAGCCUUAUCGCCGCUACUAUAGCGACCUUGCCCGCCCCCGCCGACAUCUCUCCAUUCGAAAACAAUGGGCCCGUAGAAGAUGCGGGAUCAAGCCGUCUAGGAAAGAAGCAGUAUGGAAUUCGUCCCCAUCUGAAGAUCACCUACCAACUCUCGUCGAACUACAAUGCUCAGGAGACGUUGCAGACUUGCGUCGAUAUUCUCAGGCGACGAUUUGUAAAGGCUGGAAUCGGACGUCAUGUCGAGAUCAGUGUCCGAGAGGACCUUCGCAGGGUCCAUCCCGAGAUCAUCGAGCCCUGGCAUUACAGUGACCAGGCGGCGAAAGGAACGAGUACGGUGGCGGAACGCAUGAAUACCAUGUCAACCGCUAGGCCGGCUCCUCCUGCGCCGACAACCACCGCCAGGGUCGACCUGUUCGAACCUGAGACUGAGGACGACGAGAUCGAGACCCCCACCGAGGUCGUGGACGCCGAUGCUCACCUCGCGACUCCGACGGCUGGCGACAACGAAAGGGUCGCUGAAGCCCCCGCCGACCCCGCCGAGGCUGUGGGCGACAACGGUAGGGUCGCUGAGACCCCCGCCGACCCCGCCGAGGCUGUGGGCGACAACGGAAGGGUCGCCAACUCUAGCACCUCUACUACUGCCGCCAACGAAUGGACCAACGACAGGAUUCGAGUACGAAGCAGCGAGAGCUACGCGGCCCCCCUGCCGGCCCCCAAGAGGACUCAUCAACUCCAGCCGGCUCAUCAACUCCAGCCAAAUGGACUACUAGACGAUCGCGUUCCGUCUUCGAAUGAUCGCGUUCCUUCUUCGCAUGAUCGCGUUCCGUCUUCGCACGAUCGCGUUCCGUCUUCGCAUUUGGAACGGAUCAAGGAAUUGGCGAAGCUUGAAAAGGAGGAAGCGGAUAGAGAGGUAGUCAAAUCUCUGGAGAGGCAAAAGAAGGCGGGUGAUAUUCUGGCUCUUCUGGGCCUUUGAACUCGAACAAGUGUAGAGCACGAGAUUUUUGAUAAGAUACA
Filobasidium floriforme is the source of this 1276-nucleotide messenger RNA. RefSeq lists its product as uncharacterized. The record is from RefSeq and is a predicted model, not a curated record. Bases 201 to 1235 code for a protein of 344 amino acids. NCBI's taxonomy places the organism in Eukaryota, Fungi, Basidiomycota, Tremellomycetes, Filobasidiales, Filobasidiaceae. The transcript has 2 exons.